Molecule: messenger RNA, 4821 nt
Organism: Nerophis lumbriciformis (worm pipefish)
Lineage: Eukaryota; Metazoa; Chordata; Actinopteri; Syngnathiformes; Syngnathidae
Source: RefSeq, a predicted model, not a curated record
AUGCCGCAUUGCGCGACGGCCAGCCAAAUUCGGCUGGAUGUCGGAAGCCUGCGGGACCCCCGGGUGGCAGACGCGCACUCCAAAAACCUGACAGAAUGGCUUGGGCGACUGGGCGUUGUGGGGGAGGCGCAGGAUAUGUGGACUGGCUUCAGGGACUGUGUCCGGGCGACAGCUAGUGACAGCAUCCCAAAGUUGCCCGGGGCCAUCGGAGUGGGCUUUCGGAAGCGACGAUUCAGUCGGGCUGCCCUGCCAUUUGGCUUAGUACGAAGAGAGCUGUCUUGUGAGGGUUACCCCAUCGAUCUGCGCUGUCCAGGAAGUGAUGUCAUAACGAUCGAAAGCGCCAACUAUGGGCGAACAGAUGAUAAGAUCUGCGAUGCUGACCCUUUCCAGAUGGAGAAUAUCAACUGCUAUCUUCCAGAAGCAUACAAGAUCAUGUCACAGAGAUGCAACAAUCGGACCCAGUGUAUUGUGAUUACGGGUUCUGACGUCUUCCCAGACCCUUGUCCAGGAACUUACAAGUAUCUGGAGGUCCAGUAUGAGUGUGUGCCCUACAGUCCAUGCCCAACCAGAAUAGGAGCAAGAACACAGAAUGUGUCCUAUCGCAACUGUCCUGAAGUGGAGCAAAAAGUUUUUCUAUGUCCUGGGACUCUGAAAGCUGUUGGGGAACCCUCCUUUCAAUUUGAAGCAGAGCAACAAGCUGGUGCCUGGUGCAAAGAUCCACUUCAAGCUGCUGACAAGACCUACUUCAUGCCUUGGACUCCUUAUAGGACAGACACUCUUAUUGAAUAUUCUUCCCUGGAUGACUUCCAAAAUGCUCGGCAAACAAUUACCUACAAGUUGCCCCACCGAGUGGAUGGGACUGGAUUUGUGGUUUAUGAUGGUGCUGUGUUUUUCAACAAAGAGCGCACCCGCAACAUAGUCAAGUUUGACCUGCGAACUCGAAUCAAAAGUGGGGAAGCGAUCAUCAACAAUGCCAAUUACCAUGACACGUCACCCUAUAAAUGGGGUGGUAAAACAGACAUUGACCUGGCUGUGGAUGAGAACGGCUUGUGGGUAAUCUACGCAACAGAGCAGAACAAUGGCAUGAUAGUAAUCAGCCAGUUAAAUCCCUACACACUCCGUUUUGAGGCUACGUGGGAGACGGCCUAUGACAAACGAUCUGCCUCCAAUGCCUUCAUGGCCUGCGGAGUACUCUAUGUGGUCCGCUCCACCUAUGAAGACAACGAAAGCGAAGUCAGCAAGAGCAUGAUCGAUUAUAUCUACAACACUAAGCAGAACCGUGGAGAAUAUGUUGAUAUCCACUUUCCCAACCAGUACCAGUACAUUGCAUCUGUGGAUUAUAAUCCGCGAGAUAACCAACUCUAUGUGUGGAAUAAUUUUUACAUCCUGAGAUAUAAUCUGCAGUUCGGGCCACCUGAUCCAGUUUAUGGUCCACCUUUAUCUCAAGCCACCGUAUCCCCCCAGCCUCUGAGAACUACAACCACCACCACAACAACUACAGUGCACCGGGGUGUGGCCAACAACACCACCACCACAACAGGGCCCAAGGAGGGCAGCAAGGGAGCGGCCAGGCCUCCUCCUGCGAUUUUGCAGACUACAUCCCCUCCGCCCCUCGAGUCGUUCCCUUUGCCCGAGCGCUACUGUGAGGCCACCGAGAGAAGAGAGAUCAUGUGGCCUCAGACCCAGCGGGGCAUGCUGGUGGAGCGACCUUGUCCCAAGGGAACGCGAGGCACAGCAUCUUAUUUAUGUGUACGUUCCACUGGGGCCUGGCACCCUAAGGGCCCCGAUCUCAGCAACUGUACCUCUCACUGGGUUAACCAGGUUGCCCAGAAGAUCCGCAGUGGUGAAAACGCAGCAAACCUAGCUAACGAGUUAUCAAAGCACACGAAAAGUCCCAUCUACGCAGGAGACGUCAGUUCUUCUGUGCGCCUCAUGGAGCAGCUGGUGGACAUCCUGGAUGCACAGCUGCAGGAACUCAGACCUAGUGAGAAGGACUCUGCAGGACGGAGCUUCAAUAAGCUUCAAAAACGAGAAAGGACAUGCAGGGCAUACAUGAAGGCCAUUGUGGAUACGGUAAAUAACCUCCUUCGACCAGAAGCUUUAAAGUCCUGGCAGGACAUGAACAGCACGGAGCAGACGCAUGCUGCCACCAUGUUACUGGACACCUUAGAGGAAGGCGCCUUCGUCCUCGCCGACAACCUGAUGGAGCCCACCAUCGUCAAAGUUCCUGCAGACAAUAUAAUUUUGGACGUCUACGUUCUCAGCACAGAUGGUCAGGUGCAAGAUUUUAAAUUCCCACAAUCCAACAAGGGGGGUAUCUCCAUUCAGCUUUCGGCCAAUACCGUCAAACUCAACAGUCGCAAUGGAGUUGCCAAGCUGGUGUUUGUUCUCUACAAGAACCUUGGUCAAUUCCUCAGUACAGAAAACUCCACGAUUAAGAUGGCCAAUGACGCUUACGGACGCAACGUGUCUGUCAACUCUGACAUCAUCGCUGCUUCAAUCAACAAAGAAUCUAGCCGAGUCUUCAUCAACGACCCGGUGGUUUUUACCCUGGAGCACAUAGAUAUGGAGCACUACUUCAACUCCAAUUGCUCCUUCUGGAAUUAUUCCGAGAGGAGUAUGAUGGGCCACUGGUCCACGCAAGGCUGCAAGCUGCUGGAGUCCAAUAAAACACACACGUCCUGCUCCUGCAGCCACCUAACUAACUUCGCCAUCCUCAUGGCCCACCGAAAAAUCCCGGUCAACAGAUCACAUGAGCUGCUGUUGACUAUCAUCACCCGCGUGGGCAUCGUUGUGUCGCUCAUCUGCCUAAGCAUGAGCAUCUUCACAUUUUGCUUCUUCAGAGGCCUGCAGAGCGAUCGCAACACCAUUCACAAAAACCUCUGCAUUAAUCUCUUCCUCGCAGAGUUAAUAUUCCUAAUUGGUAUCGAUAUGACAGAGCCCAGGAUUGGCUGUGCAAUCAUUGCGGGGAUCCUACAUUUCUUCUUCUUGGCUUCGUUCUCCUGGAUGUGUUUAGAGGGAGUACAGCUAUACCUCAUGCUCGUGGAAGUCUUUGAAAGUGAAUACUCACGGAAAAAGUACUACUAUGUGUCUGGGUACCUCUUUCCCGCCAUCAUAGUGGGCGUGUCGGCAGUAAUCGACUACAGAAGCUAUGGGACAGAAAAAGCGUGUUGGCUAAGUGUGGAUAAUCAUUUCAUCUGGAGUUUCAUAGGACCUGUCACCUUUAUCAUCAUGCUCAAUCUGAUCUUCCUGGUCAUCACCAUGUACAAGAUGGUGAAGCACUCAACCACCCUGAAACCAGACUCAAGUAGACUGGAGAAUAUCAAUAAUUAUCACGUUUGUGACGGCUACUAUAAUACCGAUUUGCCUGGCUAUGAAGAUAAUAAACAGUUUAUCAAAUCCUGGGUCAUGGGGGCCUUUGCUCUUCUAUUUUUGCUGGGCCUUACGUGGUCCUUCGGCCUCUUCUUCAUCAAUGAGGCCUCCAUUGUUAUGGCGUAUCUCUUCACCAUAUUUAACGCCUUCCAGGGGAUGUUUAUUUUUAUUUUCCACUGCCUCCUACAGAAAAAGGUCCGCAAGGAAUACAGCAAGUGCUUUCGUCACACAUACUGCUGUGGAAGGUUGCCAACUGAGAGCUCGCACGGCUCGGCCAAGACUUCGACUACACGGACAAGCGCACGCUACUCUUCUGGUACCCAGAGUCGAAUCAGGAGAAUGUGGAAUGACACCGUAAGAAAGCAAUCUGAGUCCUCCUUUAUCUCAGGUGACAUCAACAGCACCUCCACCCUUAACCAAGGAAUGACUGGGAAUUAUCUACUAACAAAUCCUCUUCUUCGACCACAAGGCUCUAACAACCCUUAUAACACCUUACUGGCUGAGACAGUUGUGUGUAACACCCCCACGGCACCAGUGUUUAACUCUCCAGUGACCUACAGAGAGACAAGGCACUCACUGAACAAUGUGGUGAGGGAUACAAGUGCAAUGGAUACACUACCGCUAAAUGGUAACUUUAACAACAGCUACUCACUCCGCAGUGCGGACUUUGGAGACAGUGUACAGGUGGUGGACUGCGGACUCAGUCUGGAUGACGCUGCCUUCGAGAAAAUGAUCAUCUCUGAGCUUGUUCACAAUAACCUGCGUGCCUGUAACAAAAGCCACCAACAGCAACAACAGCAGACCCCCAAUUUGCAUCACCCUUCCCACCACCACCACCAUCCGCAGCAGCAGCACCCGCCGCCAUUGCAGUACCAUCACCAUCACCACCACAAGACGGAGCAGGCUCCACCCAAGGUGACGGUGGUGGGCGGCAGCUGCGGCAAAGAUGACGCCAUCGUCGCUGAUGCUUCUUCUUUGGUGCGCAUGCGCCAAGCCGUGGGCCUCGAGCUGCAUCACCAUCAUGAGCUCGAGGCGCCACUCAUCCCUCAACGGACUCAUUCGCUUCUGUACGCCCCUGAAAAGAAGGUAAGAACCGACGGGGGAACAAACACCAUUGUGAGCCAGCUGACACCCGACAACAACGACCAGGAUAGUUUGCAAUCUCCAAACAGGGACUCCUUGUACACUAGCAUGCCGAAUUUGAGGGACUCUCCUUAUCCCGAGAGCAGUCCGGAAGUUGCGGAGGACUUGUCCCCAUCCAAGAAGAGCGAGAAUGAGGACGUUUACUACAAGAGCAUGCCUAAUUUAGGAGCUGGCAACCAGCUGCAGGCUUAUUACCAGAUAGGCAAAGGGACAAGUGAUGGUUACAUUAUUCCCAUCACUAAAGACGAUUGCAUACCAGAAGGCGACGUACGAGAAGGACAAAUGCAGCUCGUCACAAGCCUUUAA